AGGGAUCGACCCAGUUUCCAGCUACAUGCUACAUUGUUGCUUACAAGAAUAGAAAUUGGGAAUGAUAGUGGACCUGGUCAGUGCUGCACGUCAAGCAAACUGGGAAAAUGCUCGCGAUUUGCUAUAUCGUCACUGGGGCUCCGAAUGUCCAAAGCUGUAUGCCCCGAAUCCAGAACAUCCUUGGGAAGUUGCACAGGACGACAAGGACAUAAACAAAGCUCUAUUUGUGCCAUUGGCGGGUGCGUUCUGUGCGGAUUCUGCUGUAACGGAUUCUUCGCUUCGCCCUUUGAUAGAACAAACGGGACUUUCAGCCGAAACUCGACGGCCUGGUCAAAUAUGUGGCCAUGUUUUCAAAACUGGAGAGCUUACUUAUAGCUGCAAAGACUGCGCGACUGAUGCCACCUGUGUUAUGUGCCAUGCCUGUUUUCAUCUAUCGGAGCACAAGUCUCAUAAAUACAGUAUCCAUACUUCAUCUGGUGCGGGAUAUUGUGAUUGCGGGGACGAAGAUGCCUGGACUAGCGGAUAUGUUUGCAAAACUCACGAAAGGAGAGAAGAAGAGUCAGGCACUGUGCAAUUUUCCCUUCCUGAAAACUUGGAAACUCGACUUCGAGGGUUGACACGUCUUAUCCUCCAAUAUUCUACGAAGCUGAUAUGUUGGGAAAAAACAGAUAUGCUGCCUUUGAAUCUAACGCAACCUCCCGCAGAAAGACUCGAAGUAACUAGUAUAGCUCCAUAUGUUACGGUUUUAUAUAAUGACGAAACGCAUACUUACGAAACGGUUAUUCGUGCCCUGGAAAUGUUCAUCAAUUGCACGAAGGAUCAAGCAAUGUUGAUAGCCACAAUAGUGGAUCGUGAAGGUCGUAGUGCGGUCAAAGUUGGAGCGAAACAAGAUUGUGAAAGAGUGAAAACCGAUAUACAGCGGCGAACGCUCAGGGACAUGAAUCGAAGGACAGAAAAAGCGGGUCCAUUGGAUGUCAAAGUAUUAGACGGAGCUCUUGUUGCGCAUCAAAAUCAUGCCAUUGCAUUACUUGCUUGGCUCAACUCACAAAUAGAUGCAUUUCCCAUACUUGGUUCCAUUGUUGGCGAUGUUUUGCUCAACACAGUGAUUGAACGAGAUGAAGAUGACUUCUCUAGUCAGGAAACAAUACUCGUUCGUCUUUUGCGGUUUGACAAGAAAAUGUGGAAGUCUGCACGCGCGAAUACCCACCAAAUGUUGAUGAAGACCGUCCUCAUGAACUUUGAUCAGAAAGUGGUGUUUUCCAAAACGUUCCUUGCGCAUUAUGAGGACAUCUACAAGGAGUUCAUCGAUGAUGAUCACGACCUUGACAUAUCCAUCGUUAGUCUCACUGUGCAAUUCUUGACAGUGCCUAGCAUAGCAAGGCGAUUGAUAGCUGAAGACGAUGCCAUGCGCACGAUAUUUUCUGCACUCAUAAAACAUACCGAAGAUUUUGCCAAAGAUCCUAAAGAUCAAAUGUCGCGAUUCGACUUUGCUAAGCAUUCAUUCCCAGUUACGGUUAGAAGAGGAAUGCACAUGAUGCGAGAUCUUGGGUAUAUCUUAACAUGCGUUCCAUCACCUAACGAUUGGAACGAUCAGUUACGGGCACGAUUUUUAGACGGAUGCCAGUCGCUUAUCAAAUUUUUGCAUAGAAUGCAGGGAAUGGACGAAGUGAAGCGGCAGUCAGUAGAACAUCAGGUGUGGGAACUGGAAUGGGAAACGGCAUUUAACAUUCAGCUUCGAAUACAGGACAUUCUUGGCUAUGUGAUAGCUUGGGCUGCAGCCGAUAGAGACACACAUCGCCGACUAUUACUGCAGUGUCUGGAUGCGUUGAAUUUACACCCGCCAUCAUCUUUGGAAGAACCCGCUGGAGCCACUCAUACAGUUGUCGAUGUGAAUGGAGAAUCUACUGUCGUAAUUCCAUUUGACGUGCUUCGCGGAGCUGUUUCUAUACACCAACCACUUUGGAGGCUGACUGCUGGUCUUUUCACGGCCAGCGAAGAGCAGCUCCGUUUCUUAGUGUCUACGAAUGUCUCCUCCUUGUCAGAUGAAGAAAUCUCGAUAAGGCAGCAAAUGAGGAAGAUGGCGAGUACGCUGUAUGAAAUGCCACUAAGAGCACUCGUUUUGUGCGCGCAAGCCUCGGCUCAGUUAUGGCGGCGCAAUGGUUUUUCAUUGGUGAAUCAGAUACACAACUAUUACUCUCCGCUUUGUCGUGCAGAGAUGUUUGAUCGCGAUCUGCUGAUGAUGCAGGUUGGUGCUGCUAUCCGCCCUCCCACCGAUUUCCUAUUGCACAUCAUAUGCCGCUUCCGUCUGAUUCAAUGGGCUGAUCAAUCCGGAGAUGGUGGCUCAAAGCACUCGACGCCUUUCGGAAAGAUGGAGCCGGAAGAAACUGGAAAAAUCAUUGUGAUCUUAGCUGAAGAAAUGUUGCACCUGCUGAUAAUGAUUAUUGGUGAGCGCUAUCACCCAGGUGUUGGAAAAUGCACGUAUUCUGAGCAAGUGCAGCGAGAAGUUGUGCAUGUUUUAUGCACUGGUCCACAGCCUUUCAGUCACAUCCAAAAACGCAUGUCCCACGACCCCAUGAUUGAGCGUAUCUCUUUGCACGAGAUUGUCAAUAGUGUUGCCAACUUCAAAAAGUUGCAAGCAUGUCCACCACCAGUGCCCUGCGAAUUCGAGCCUUUCUUCGCUCCAGCUAGGAAUCUUCUCAAAACUCCAUGUCUUAUCAAAAUACUGAAACUCGUUUUGGACAGAACUGGAAAGCGUAGCCGAUUUUCGAGCGACCGCUUGUUGCAUAGGGCUCUUUAUCUCAUCGGAAUGGCUCUUCAUGAACAAGCACGCGAUUCGAAAGCAUUUCUUUUCACCGAAGUGGCUGAGAAAGAAGAGUUGCUGCGGUCAUUGGAGGCGCUGUCCGGAUCCGCUGAAGUUGCCACGCAUGCAGACUUGCUAUGGUGGACAAUUCAGAAGUUUAAAGAAGUGCAACUCCUAUCGAAGACUGGGAAGACAUCUGAAAAGCCGAAGGAAAGCGUUGAAAGUCAUGAGAGCGUCGACGAUGCUAGAGCAAAGAGAGCUGCGCGAGCAGCAAAAAUGCGCGAACAAGCAAUGAUGAAGAUGUCGAAAAUGCAGAAAUCUUUCUUGAAAGUAAUGGAGACGGAAAAUCCUUCUAUCACGGAACAAGUAGGUACUGGCGGGGUUGCAUCCGAACUUCGUGGUGAUGAUGACGAAGAUUUUGUUAGCAAACAACAAGAUCACGGCUUCCCAGUAUGUCUUGGACCGCAAAAAAGUAGCGUUGAUGUAGUUUUGCCUCGCAAAGUCACGUGCAUACUAUGUCAAGAAGAAGAAACUCUCAGUCCUAGCAAUGGAAAGGCUUUCGUUUGUGCUGCUUAUGUGCAAAAGUCGAGACUUUUUGCACAACAAGGUGAGCCAGAAACAGAUGCUAAGCUUCGAGAUUUGGCACCCGCCAAUCUACUCGUUGGAAUCGACGCAUCCACAUGCUCGCAUACCAUGCACUAUGAGUGUUUUCACAGUUUGUCCGAGACUCUUCUGAGCAGAGAACGCCAGAGGCCACGCCAACAGAUGGUCUUCAAUCAAAAAAUGGUGGACCCAGAGGUUGGUGAGUACCUUUGUCCUCUUUGCAAACGUCUUUCAAACACCGCCAUGCCAUUGCUGCCUGCUUUACAACUAAUGGAUAUCGAUGGUUUCUCGACUGCUCGUGGUGAUGAUGUAGAAGAUUUUGAUAGUUGGGUUGGAAGAGUGAAAGCUCUUCUCGAUACGCCUCCAGUGCGACAAACUCCUACUCAGAAGCCAAAGUCGCACAGCAGGAAAAGGUCUCAUUCUGAACGCUCACUCUUGGAACUUGCCAAACAAGGAGAUGAACUUUCCACGAUGCCUUUGGACAACUCACUUUCUACAUCCGUUCCAUCUGCGUCGACCAUGUCGUUGUUAUUAGGGCAAAAAUCUCCUACUCACAUUGUCUCCCCGACAGUGUCUACCGCUUCAUGUACUGCCAUGGAUAUAGAUGACGAAGAUCCACAGAAAGCUGUAGAUUUGUUCCGUGAAAUGACAGAAAUCAUGCGCGGUCAGGACUUGGAAGCCCGCACAGAGCUGGAACCGACAUCUCCUCCACCGCACGAGACGGCCACAUCGUCAGAUUUGGCAAAUAGACGUGAACGUCGCAGUGAUGGCACAUCGCGUUUCGGUUUCCUAGGAGGCAUCAUCAGGGGUUUGCCAGCUGCUGGAGUGGCAGUCUUGUUGAAGUUACUUAGAAAGAUUGUGGGACCAUCCUAUGAGCGAUAUGAGGAGAUGGUGAAAGUAUUCAGCAGCAUGCUGCUGCAUAAGGGAAGAUUGCGUGGACCGGAUGAUUCAAAGUCAAGGGAGAUUCAUGAUGAUGUACACAGUCCUCCAGCAGCCUUGGCUGUUUGGAAGAGCGCUGCACAUGUGGCAAGAACUACUGCUGCUGUGUUAUCCAACGAGAAUAAGCCGCUUUUCUGUGCCAUGAACACUCGUCAGCGUGAUUGCCUUCUGGCUAUGGCUCGUUUAUCAGCAGUGCUUUCUUUCUGUAUACAACUCCUUCCUGACUUCACCGCAAAUAUGCUACGCGUUUUGCUCGCGCCACCACCGCCAGUGACUGCAGCCGCCGCAGGUGCCGUUCCCGUCAGUCCUCGUUCGCCAGAUAAUGCAACAACGAGUCCGGUGCACAGUUUCACUAGUCCUUCGCCACUUUCAUCUUCUGCUGAUUCACCAGCAAAAUUGUUGUCGUCAACUUUUGCUCAAUUGUUUUCCAGCAAGAAAGAAGUCAACAUCAAUUUGCUUCAUGUAGAUAUGUUGAGCUUAGCUAUAUCACUGAUGAUGACAGUCGGCUGGACCUGGCAUGAUGGUGUGCAGUCAUUCAAACCAACUCGACAGUUGCGGGAGAUGUUGCCAGACGGUUCGCAGGAUGAACUUCAUGUUCUGAGACUUUGCUUGACUGGGCUUUACUUCCAGGUGUUCGUCACAUUCGAGGAUAGUGACAUGGCAGAUGCGCAAGAAGUUGCAAAAGUUGACGGAGCAGUCGCAACUCGUUUGAAAUUACUGUGGUCAAUAGCGAGACCCACUGACUCGGUUUUGGUGGAUGUUCCUAGAUUAUAUCAGACACUUACUGAAGCAACACUAUCGUUACUUCGUCCACUCGCUCUUUUCUAUCAUGCAUUGACAUUAGUCAAUCCACCUGAAGCUCUGAAAGAUCCCUCUGUCGAUGAAUUCGAACCACUUUGUCGAUACAUGGGACUUCCAUAUCAUCUAGCUGAAUUGAUAGAUGGUUUUGCUGUAGAACAAUUGUUCGACAUGUGGUCCGCUGCUACACCUCCCACUCCCCACUCGAUCGUUCGUCAACCAGUUCGCGCAACGCAGCUGGUAGAAUUACCGCAUGAUUUCAGUGAUGUUAUUCACAUGGCAUCGGCAUUCAGGUGCCCUUCUAUACCUCUGGAGGAGAACGCAGCUAACGUUCCUACAAUGUGCUUAGUAUGCGGCCAGAUACUCUGCUCUCAAAGUUAUUGUUGCCAAAAGCAGGUUGGAAAAGAAAGCACUGGUGCUUGUAGAUAUCACAUGAUACACUGCUCAGGUCCUAUGGGAGUAUUUCUCAGAAUACGUGAUUGUGCAGUUGUGCUGAUGACCACUCGCAAUCGUGGAUGUUUCCGUCCAGCACCAUAUGUUGACGAAUUUGGAGAAGCUGAUCAAGGAUUCAGAAGAGGAAAUCCACUGCAUUUGAACGAAGACUUAUACCAUAAGUUGCGUCAGCUUUGGCUGCAACAAGGGAUAUCUGAAGAAGUGGUCAACCAAUACGAAAUCGAUCACCGCAACAUGCAGUAUGAUUGGGGACAUUUCUAAAUACUAUCGAAUUAGAAAUUCUGUAACAUUCACCAUUCAUCUGUUUUUGUAGAUAUCGUUGUUUCCUGUAACUCUUCCUGUAAUUUCUACUAACAGAUCUGCUGUGAUUAGGUUUCCGUACGCGCCUCAGCUCGCGAAGAAAGAGCGUUUGUUCUGACAUGUUUGUUACAAAGUUUCUUUUCCUUACUACCACUCGUACGGUGCACUAACGAUAGUCAAAAGGCGCGUGCAUUUAUUAUUUCAUGCUAAGGUCGCGUAUAGAUUAUGGGUAAAAAAUUUAGGUUUACAGUAAACAAAUUUUUUCCACUAUUUACCCUCAUAAUACUUUGUUUUGACUUUUGGCGCUUUCUUGUGAAAACUUUCGAAAGGCAUAUAGUGCAGCUUGUGAUUCGAUGAUGAGUGCAGUUUUGUGAUUGUCAUCAUUUAUCAACUCUGUGGGUCACAUCUAAGUUCAAACAAUCAAAAUUAUUCUAGGAUCCCAUCUUUACUUGUAUAUACCAAAAAUAAUAAAGUUUGUCUUUUUGAAAAA
Molecule: messenger RNA, 6383 nt
Organism: Cylicocyclus nassatus
Lineage: Eukaryota; Metazoa; Nematoda; Chromadorea; Rhabditida; Strongylidae
Source: the annotation of a GenBank genome assembly